Thermothelomyces thermophilus ATCC 42464 is the source of this 1045-nucleotide messenger RNA. RefSeq lists its product as uncharacterized. Bases 167 to 742 code for a protein of 191 amino acids. NCBI's taxonomy places the organism in Eukaryota, Fungi, Ascomycota, Sordariomycetes, Sordariales, Chaetomiaceae. The transcript has 3 exons. The record is from RefSeq and is a predicted model, not a curated record.
AGGUAGCGUGCGCGAGUGGUGAUGACCUCACCCUCGAUGUCGAAAGAAAGCUCGCGAAAAUUCACAAUUGAGGACAUUGUUUGAGUAACGUGACUGGGCUAUUCGGGUUAUUCCGAUUUUGCCUCGGGUGCUGCUGCACUCGCCUGCGCUGCAUUCUAGGGAAACGAUGCAGCUCCUCGGCUCGUCACUCGCUGCUGGGAGCCGAUUUUUCAGAGCGACGUCCCUCCCCAAGCAUGACCGGCUACUGGUAUCACGGCUGCGCUUUUCAACGUCGCGUCCAUCACGAGCAUCGAAUCAGGUUUAUGCCUCGGUUCGCAAUGCCGACCAAUUCCACACCUACCAGCUCCUGUCGUCCUCCUCACGGACGCCGCUGCUGACCCUCUGGACGACCUCGUGGUGCUCCACCUGCCGUGUCGUGGCGCCGCUCAUCCAGGAACUGGUCGAGUCCGGCGUGGGCGAGGCCGAGGGCGGCGUGGCCUACUGCACCGUCGAGUAUGACGCCCCGGACGUCAUGGCCGCCGGGCUGGGCCUCACCUACAUGAUCAACUCGGUCCCAACCUUGCUCAGUUUCGAUGCCGGCGAGGCACAGGUACGGACCAAGGUCUCGGACGGGAGGAAACUGGCGGACCGAAACUUUCUCGAGGAGUGGAUCAGGAACGAGGCGAGAAGGCACGGUAACCGCGGGGGCGGAGGGCCGAGUGGCGGGUCGAACCUCCUUGGUAGCAUUUUCGGCAGGUCAUGAUGGCGCCGGUCUAGACCAAGGAGAUGUUGGUUGUACGGCCAAUAGUCAACGGCGUGCAUACCUCUCGCGACAUUUGUGUUCAGUCCGCAGCGUCCGCUCUGAGACAUGUCUUGAGAUAGAAGCCGAUCUAGAACCUUUAUGAGAGCUCUGAAUGGAAACGAUGUUUGAGCGGGUCGUUCGUUCCUCAGAUACCCUGGUCGGUCUCCCGUUUGCGCCUGUGCCUCGCCGUCGAGAUCACUGAUGGUGCCGUAAUGGCGGACAAGAGCAUCAGCUUCAGUUCCACCUAACACAAACUGCAAAUGG